ACCCUGGCAACACGGAUGGUGAUGUGGCUAUAUGUGUGGAUCACGCUGAUGGCCAAGAUCAACCCUAGAUCGUACGUACGUGUGUAGGUAGGGCAGUAGAAGGUAGCGAAGCAAAACGUCAGAUAAGAUGAUUUGAUGAAUUUGAUAGAGCAAAACAGUUAUCAAACAGUGAUUGAGAAUUUUCGAACAAAUUUUGGAGUUUUUUUCUUGUAGACGGACAAUUUAUUUUCUAAUGUAAGUGCCUCUAGAAUUUGAUUGUUUUCUAAAAAUGUAUACGCCUUAAUUUGAACUUAUAGAUAGCUAUUUAGCACGAACAGUAACGAGAUUGUACGGAUGAAGUAUCAGUAAAUAUCUACAUUGAAUUUUGUAUCGUGACCUCAAAAUUUAUCUGUGGAAGUCGAGAAGGGACAAUACUUUAAUAGUCAACGAAACUGUGAGUUAUAUUGAACGCUUAAGUUACUGAACUAAAACUAACUAUGAUUUUUCCAGCUUAAAAGCAACACCUGAAGAAAUAAAAACUGUUCGCUCAAGAGACUUUGACUGGUUUUCCUUUCCCCGGCGGCCACAAAUCUUUUAAGAGUUUCCAGCGACCAGCUUUUAGCAGGCACACGGCAAGCAAUGGCAACAGCAUUAGGAUCUCAUCCAAGUAUCCAGCAAAGCUGUCCUGGCUGCAAUAAGCCAAAUUCCGACAAUGGGGCGACGGUCAUUUGUUAUCAAUGCCGGCGCUGGUAUCACGACGCUUGUGCAGGUGGAACUGGAGAGAUCGUAGAUGGCAGUUGGUCAUGCGUAGCGUGCGCUCUAUCCAUAAGUGGGACGGCGAAAUCGGUUAUAUCUACGAGUAGUACUCGGUCGACCAGAAUGCGACUGGAACUGAUGCGAUUGGAAGAACUUCAGAAGACCAAGGAAAAGCAUAUGCGUGAACGGCAGGAACAGGAGCGGCUACGAGAAGAACGUAUUCAAAAGGAGAAGGAGGAUUUAGCAGAGAAAUAUAUCGACGAAAAAUACGCUUUAUUGAUGUCGGGGACAUUAGAGGAUGGAGCCAGUAGCGUGAGAAGCCGAGGAAGUCGUCAGAGAAGUCUGGACAAGGUUAAAACUUGGAUGGAUGCAGAACAGCAAGAAAUUUCAGCAGAAGACGCAGCAUUAGAAGAUUCGAUAGUGAGUUUACCACAGCCGCCGGUGACUGGGGCUCGGAACAACCUUCUGCACGGAACUCCGCUGAGCUCACUCGGAGCUAAGGUGGUAGUCAGCACCGACGAAGCAAAUCUGUACCGCUCACUUCCAGCACAGGAACUUUCAUCGAAAAAUGACAGUACAGUAGGGGCGGAACAAAGAGGUCAGUAUGGAGGAACGAAUGUUCUACAGACGAUUGCAGAAAACAGUUCGUUAUUGCUCCCGUCUGCCGCCGGCGCGCACACGUUAGUAUCAUCGUCCGCACCGAUUACUAUUCAGCCGUCAGUGUCGUGUGGGAGCGCGCCGCCGAACUUACCUGCUAUCUCGACAGCGGCACGGUUGGCCGCGCCUGGUUCAGCGUUACAUCAAUCCAUUUCCUCGGGUGUCCACCUUAAAGCUGCACCAGCUGCUUUCCCGACUAUGCCUUCUCCAUCAGCUCCGACUUGGAUGGAACCACCAGUACCAGGAUUAGGUCCAGCGUUACCAACAGCAGAUCAAAGGCUCCCGAAUGGACAACCUCGGGUACAACGUCACCCAGUUUACGCUCCAGCUCAGCACUUGCCUUCUUGGCAGCCACCUUUGCCAUAUGCAGGUCAAGCUCGUCCGCUAUUGACGAAUGCAGCAUACGACGGAGCGUUGGAACAUUUCGGAGGUCAAUACCAACAGCAGAUGGCGGCGAGACAGGUGGUCCCAAGGGAACUCCCAGUAUUCACGGGAAACCCUGAGGAAUGGCCUAUAUUCAUUAGCAGUUAUCGUAAUUCGACACUAAUGUGCGGCUACACAGAUGCCGAGAAUUUGAUGCGACUCCAAAAGUGCUUGCGGGGGAAUGCAUUGGAGGUAGUACGAAGCAAUCUGCUGCUUCCAUCGUCAGUUCCGCAAGUCUUGGCUACAUUAGAGACACUUUUUGGCAAUCCAGAACGACUUAUUCAGUCCCUGCUAACCAGAGUUCGAGACACUCCGGCACCAAAGUCGGACAGACUAGAGACGCUGAUAAACUUUGGGAUCGUUGUUCAAAACUUAGUUGGACAUCUGAAGGCAGCCAAUCAACAAGUUCAUCUUACGAAUCCUUCGUUACUGCACGAUUUGGUUGGCAAACUUCCUGCAAAUAUCCGGCUAGACUGGGCACUCUACAAGAAGCGUAUGGUUACAGCCGACCUGGAAACCUUCAGCAACUACAUGUCGGCGAUCAUCUCAGCAGCAAGUGACGUUACGCAUUAUAGUGAUCUGGAGAUUCAACAAUCAUCCAGAAACGGGAAGCAGAACUCAAAGGAAAAGUCGUUCCUGAACGCCCACAGCUCAGCAAACGAUUACAAACAACGCGGUAGCGAUAGCAGCAGCAAAACUGUGGGUACGGUAAAGCCUUGCUUCGUCUGCCAGAAAACAGGACAUCGGGUAAAGGAAUGUUUUGAGUUCAAAUCACUUUCCUUAAGUGACCGCUGGGAAACUGUGAAAACACACCAACUAUGUCCAAAAUGCCUUGUACCUCACGGUAAGUGGCCAUGCCGCACGUCAAGGUCAUGCGAUGUUAGUGGGUGUAACGAUAAUCAUCAUUCGCUUCUACAUCCCGGUGUUCCCGAAUCAUCCGAUGUCGCCGUAGUAUCCGUACAUCGUCAGCCGCAGAGCCUAACGAUUUUCAGGAUCAUACCUGUUGUAUUGUAUGGCAAAACAACGCAACUGGAGACAUUUGCCUUCCUAGACGAAGGAUCAGAUUUAACGCUAAUCGACGAAGAAAUCGCUGAUCUACUGGGGGUCGAAGGUGAACAAAGAAAUUUAUGUUUGAAGUGGACUUCGAACGUCACUAGAGAAGAGGCAAACUCAAGACAGAUUAACCUGGAGAUUAGCGGAGCCGGAGGUGGAAAACGCUUCCCUUUAAUGAACGUGCGCACUGUGGGUCGUUUAGACUUACCCCUUCAAACAUUGGACUACGUUCGGUUGGCAGAAACCUUUCCCCAUCUGCAGAAAUUGCCUAUCUGUAGCUACGAGAACGCAACUCCCAGGUUGUUAAUUGGAUUAAGCAAUCUGCAACUUGCGGUUCCGUUGAAGUGUCGCGAAGGUCGGGGAAAUCAGCCUGUGGCGACCAAGACUAGACUGGGCUGGACAGUAUUCGGCAGCAUGGCUGAAUCUAAAUCGUCUCACUCAUUCCAUAUAUGUGAGUGCACAACCGAUGAAAAGUUACACAACUUGGUUAAGGAGUUCUUUGCAGCUGAAAACGUAGGAAUAGUAAGCGGGCCUCUGCCAGAAGCUGUCGAAGAUAGUCGGGCCAAAGCUAUUCUACUAGAAACAACAAGGAAGGGCAACGAUGGACAUUACGAAACUGGCUUGCUUUGGCGCUACGAUCAGUUCGAGUUUCCACCAAGUUAUGACAUGGCUGCCAGAAGGUUUUACUGUUUGGAGCGUCGACUGCGAGCACAUCCGGAGUUGCGAGACAAUCUGGAUAAUCAGAUCACCGAGUACCAGUCGAAAGGCUAUGCACACAGAGCCAGCAGCAAAGAAUUGGAAGAUGCUGAUAAAAAGCGAGCAUGGUAUUUGCCACUGGGUCUAGUGACCAACCCAAAAAAGCCCGGAAAGGUCCGGAUCGUUUGGGACGCGGCCGCUAAGGUUAAUGGCGUGUCCUUCAAUACAAUGCUCUUAAAAGGGCCGGAUAUGUUAACCUCAUUACCAUCGGUUCUUUUUCGAUUCCGUGAACGCAAAUUUUGUAUCACGGCCGAUAUUAAAGAGAUGUACCAUCAAGUCAAAAUCCGUCCAGCCGACCGUGUAUCUCAACGAUUUUUAUAUCGAUCUGAUCCAUCACAAGAACUAGAGACCUACAUAAUGGAUGUGGCUACGUUUGGCUCUACGUGCUCUCCAUGCUCUGCACAACACGUUAAGAAUGUCAACGCUAUUGAAUGGAAAGAACUCUACCCUGAGGCAGCUUCUGCGAUAAUAGAAAACCACUAUGUGGAUGAUUAUUUGGACAGUCGGGACACGGAGGAAGAGAUGGCGAACUUGGCAAUUGACGUCCGAGAGGUACACUCCAAGGCGGGCUUCGACUUAAGAAACUGGCGCUCCAACUCCGAAGAAAUUUUACGACGAAUCGGGGAACAAUCCACCAAUGCAGGAAAGAUGAUCGGGGAAGACAAAUCGAGCCAAACCGAACGUGUAUUGGGUAUGACCUGGUUGCCAAGUGACGACUUAUUCACAUUUUCGGUUGUUUUAUCCGACGAUCUGCAACGCAUGGUAUACGGAGCAGGAAUGGUAACCAAACGAGGCAUUCUACGAUUGCUAAUGACGUUGUUCGACCCUCACGGUUUAAUAUCCAAUUUCCUCAUCCACGGCAAAAUUGUAAUACAAGAUCUUUGGCGUAGUGGAGUGACCUGGGACGAGCCCAUCCCACAAGAGAUAUUUGCACGAUGGAAGCGCUGGAUCGACCAACUUCCCUGCCUUCAAAACGUUCGUGUUCCGCGGUGCUAUUUUCCGUCCUACAACGUUGAAGAUCUCCAAACUCUCGAGCUCCAUGUAUUUGUUGAUGCAAGUGAGUCGGCAUACGCAUGCGUUGCAUACUUCCGCAUCAUCGAGCGGGGUGAACCACGCUGCGCAUUCGUAUCAUCCAAAGCCAAAGUGGCACCACUUAAAACAGUAUCAAUUCCUCGCCUGGAGCUGCAAGCGGGAGUUAUAGGCAGUCGACUAGCCAAGACGAUUAAGGAAAAUCACACCCUUCCAAUCAAGCGUACCGUUUACCAUAGUGAUUCUAGCACAUUGCUGUCGUGGAUUAGAUCAGACACCCGGAAAUACCGACAGUACGUGGCAGUGCGAGUAGGAGAGAUUUUGGAAAUAACCGACGUUUCUGAAUGGCGCUGGGUACCAACUAAACUCAAUGUGGCAGAUGAAGCGACGAAAUGGAACAACGGUCCAGCAGUGAAGCCUGAUAGCAGAUGGUUCACAGGACCAGACUUUCUAUAUUAUCCGGAAGAGUGUUGGCCUCAACAGAACUCUGUAGCGACUGAUACUGCAGUGGAAAUGAGAUCGAUUCAUAUUCAUCAGGAACGGCUACACUGUUCGAUCAUCGAUGUUUCUCGUUUCUCAAAAUGGGAACGCCUGUUGAGAAGUGUAGCAUACGUCUAUCAUUUUCUCGAUUGCUGCCGAACUCAAAGGGAGUACAGGAAGUUACCACUGGAUCGACCGGACUUCGAACGAGCAGAACAAACACUUUGGCGGCUGGCACAGGCAGAUGAGUAUGCAAGCGAGCUCGAAGAGUUGAAUAAGAAGUCGAUGGAAACAGCAGGACGACAGAUACGGUUCGACAAGUCUAGCAAGAUACGAAAGCUCUCGCCGUUUCUAGACAAACUGGGGGUGAUAAGAAUGGAAGGACGAAUCGAAGCUUCACCGUAUGCGUCUUUUGAUGCAAAAUACCCCAUUAUUCUUCCCAAAGGGCACUAUGUGACUCAGCUUUUAAUUGAUUGGUACCAUCGGCGUUUUGGGCAUGGGUUUGGCGAAACUGUGGUGAAUGAAGUUAGACAAAAAUUCCACAUAUCCAAUCUGCGAGUUCUGGUGCGCAGCAUAGCUAGGCGAUGCAACUACUGCUUAGUACGCAAGGCAGAACCGAGAGUACCAAGAAUGGCUCCUCUCCCCGCGGUUCGAGUGACGCCAUUUGAGCGACCAUUUUCCAAAGUAGGAGUCGAUUACUGCGGUCCUUUUGCGAUUAAGGUCAAAAGAAGCAAUGUGAAAAGGUGGGUGGCGCUGUUCACUUGCUUGGUUACGCGAGCCGUGCAUUUGGAAGUGGUUGCGUCGUUAUCUACGGAGUCGUGCAAGCUUGCUUUCCGGCGUUUCAUCGAUCGUAGGGGUGCCCCUACCGAGAUAUAUACGGACAACGGCACCAACUUUCAAGGAACAUGUCGGGAAUUAGCUAAGCAACUUUCGAACGUCAAUGAGGGAUUAGCGGAAACUUUCACCGAUGCGAAAACAAGAUGGCACUUUAUCCCGCCAGCCUCUCCACACAUGGGAGGCGUGUGGGAGCGUAUGGUACGUUCGAUCAAGGCAGCGAUGGAAGGUCUACGUCAUCUACGUUCCCCAACGGAGGAGGUAUUUCAGACGUUGUGCACCGAAGCGGAAUCAAUGAUGAACAGCAGGCCGUUAACCUAUAUACCGUUAGAGACUUCGGACCAAGAAGCCCUGACUCCCAAUCAUUUUCUGCUGCUAAGUUCGUCGGGGGUGAAGCAAAUGGUUAAGACACCUACGGAUGAAGGAACGGGAUUGCGAAGCGAUUGGGAUCAGUGUCAACUGUUGCUUGAUCGAUUUUGGACCAGGUGGAUACGUGAGUACCUGCCCACCAUUACGCGUAGAACAAAAUGGUUCGAGGAUGUCAAACCGAUAACAGAAGGUGCCUUGGUGUUUAUAGUGAAUGACAAGGAGCGAAACAGCUGGGUACGAGGCAAAGUCGUAAAGCUAAUCCCAGGAGCAGAUGGGCGGAUUAGACGCGCUGAUGUUCAAGUCUCUGGAGGUGGAAUACUGCGGCGAGCCGUAGCGAAGCUAGCCGUGCUAGAUGUGUUAGGUGUCAGUAAAGCUGACGGAACCGGGCAGCUUUACGGGUCGGGGGAUGUGGACCCUGGCAACACGGAUGGUGAUGUGGCUAUAUGUGUGGAUCACGCUGAUGGCCAAGAUCAACCCUAGAUCGUACGUACGUGUGUAGGUAGGGCAGUAGAAGGUAGCGAAGCAAAACGUCAGAUAAGAUGAUUUGAUGAAUUUGAUAGAGCAAAACAGUUAUCAAACAGUGAUUGAGAAUUUUCGAACAAAUUUUGGAGUUUUUUUCUUGUAGACGGACAAUUUAUUUUCUAAUGUAAGUGCCUCUAGAAUUUGAUUGUUUUCUAAAAAUGUAUACGCCUUAAUUUGAACUUAUAGAUAGCUAUUUAGCACGAACAGUAACGAGAUUGUACGGAUGAAGUAUCAGUAAAUAUCUACAUUGAAUUGUACGUAAGUUGUCAUGUAUUGAAUUGAAUCGCAAAUUAUCAGCUUAUUUUUAUAACUAGUUGUAUCGUGACCUCAAAAUUUAUCUGUGGAAGUCGAGAAGGGACAAUACUUUAAUAGUCAACGAAACUGUGAGUUAUAUUGAACGCUUAAGUUACUGAACUAAAACUAACUAUGAUUUUUCCAGCUUAAAAGCAACACCUGAAGAAAUAAAAACUGUUCGCUCAAGAGACUUUGACUGGUUUUCCUUUCCCCGGCGGC
Messenger RNA from Aedes albopictus (Asian tiger mosquito), 7371 nucleotides. RefSeq lists its product as uncharacterized. The coding region runs from base 619 to 6816 and encodes 2065 amino acids. Lineage: Eukaryota; Metazoa; Arthropoda; Insecta; Diptera; Culicidae. Gene Ontology annotation, molecular function: nucleic acid binding; zinc ion binding. The record is from RefSeq and is a predicted model, not a curated record. Gene Ontology annotation, biological process: DNA integration. The transcript is spliced from 2 exons.